AUGGCAACGAUAUUUGUGUCGCUGCUGUUGCAAGUUGGAGUUGUGACAAGCUACUUGGUGUCGUUAACACCAACUUGUGUUGAAAAACUCUGCCGUCGAUUUUCACUUGCUGAAAUCCAAUCAGCCACCGGAGACUUUAGUGACGACUAUGUGAUUGGAAAGGGUGGUUUUGCUGAAGUCUACAACAAUAGGACUGUUCUUGUGGCGAUAAUGCGGCGGCUAGCAUCAAACCGGGAUCAAGGGCAAGGGCGGACAGAGUUUGUGGCGGAGAUUGAAACACUAAGUAAGUUCCGACACUAUAAUCUAGUCGUUCUUAUUGGGUACUGCGAUGAGGAGGGCGAGAUGAUUCUCGUUUAUGACUACAUGUCUAAUGGAACACUGGCAGAUCACCUCUACAAUCUAGGUACGUCACUCUCGUGGAAUGAACGACUUAAGAUAUGUAUUGGAGCUGGGCGAGGUCUUGACCAUCUUCACUCGGGUUGCUCUAUCAUACAUCGUGAUGUCAAGCCUACUAAUAUCCUUUUGGAUCAUGAUUUCACAGCUAAGGUUUCAGAUUUUGGAUUGGCCAAACAUUUAGGCCAUAAUAUGUCACAAACUCAUGUCACCACUCAUGUUAAGGGUUCAUUUGGAUAUUUUGAUCCUAGUUAUUUCACCACGGGUAGACUCACAAAAGGAAGCGACACAUACGCGUUUGGGGUAAUAUUAUUGGAGGUAUUGAGUGGGAGACCCGCGGUGGAGCAUAGGCUUGACGAGGAUCAGCUGUGUAUGAGCACGUGGGCUCAAGAAAAAAUUCGAAAUGGGAAAGCUGGGCAGAUUGUAAAUCCAUAUUUGAAGGGAGAUAUCUCAGAAAUUUGCCUCAAGACAUUUGUUGGCGUUGUUAAAAGAUGUUUGCAUCAUGAUCCAAAGAAGAGACUCACAAUGAGUCGAGUUGUGGCGCAACUUGAGUUAGCUCUCGAACAACAGGAGAGAUCAACACAUAAGGAUGUCAAUGAGGUGAAAGUUGAUGUCCAUGUCCCUGCCUCUCCAUUAGCUGAAACAAAUGACAUUACUGAUGAUUCAAGUGUUAUACCAUUUGGAAAAAGAUCAACAUCAAUGGAUGAGAAUGAGGUUGAAGUCGAUACGCUAUCAAAGGCCAUCCGAGUGGAUCAUACUAUUAAUAUGCUGCCAAUUUAUGUCCCUUCCAUUCCUUAG
Salvia hispanica is the source of this 1191-nucleotide messenger RNA. NCBI's taxonomy places the organism in Eukaryota, Viridiplantae, Streptophyta, Magnoliopsida, Lamiales, Lamiaceae. The record is from RefSeq and is a predicted model, not a curated record.